UAAUUUCCCUUAAAAGGUUCGGGCCCACAUUGAGAAAACCUUUGAUGGGGGUCUCGUGCAACUAGAAGUUCGACGGGUUCAUCUCCUUUUAAUCAAGUUACGAUCACAAGCUAAACGUUGCGGAGAAUAUUUGGCCCCCCAACAACUGGUCUCCAUCUCUAUGACGAUAUAUUUUAUGGGAGCGUCCUGCUUCAUAUUUGUCUCCGUGCUAAGCGAUCAACCAGUUUGGGACGCUUCGUGGUUGUGGAUCACAACUAGCAUGACGGGGGCAUGGGUGGCGUAUGGAAUGAGUCGACUCUAUGUAAAAAUUUGCAUGGCCGUGUCAAUAACUAAGGAGGAAGCGCAGAUUGCGUCCCUACUGAAAUCGGAGGGUCUAAAGAUGAAAUUUGGAACAGAUUACUAUUCCACUGAGUUGCGUGAAGUUCACACUUUGCUGACAACUCAUCCUACAGAAGUGUCCUUUAACAAUUACGUGACAUUGAAUAGCUCGUUAAUUUUGGGGGUAAGGUAA
Messenger RNA from Folsomia candida, 511 nucleotides. RefSeq lists its product as uncharacterized. NCBI's taxonomy places the organism in Eukaryota, Metazoa, Arthropoda, Collembola, Entomobryomorpha, Isotomidae. The coding region runs from base 161 to 511 and encodes 116 amino acids. The transcript has 3 exons. The record is from RefSeq and is a predicted model, not a curated record.